This is a messenger RNA of Drosophila gunungcola (fruit fly), 1423 nucleotides long. Its product is annotated as putative nuclease HARBI1. The transcript is spliced from 4 exons. The record is from RefSeq and is a predicted model, not a curated record. Lineage: Eukaryota; Metazoa; Arthropoda; Insecta; Diptera; Drosophilidae. Bases 1 to 1326 code for a protein of 441 amino acids.
AUGUUAAAUGCUACUCCGAAAUGUGAUUGGCACGAACAGCUGAUUUGGAAUCGUUAUGGUACCUUUUGGGAACGGGACGUGACUGAAAACUCAGAUGCCUUAUUUAAGGAAAGUUUUCGCGUGGAGAGGGAACACUUUAACACCUUGGUGGAACAGCUGCAAGGCCUUAAGAAAAAGGACACCAACUUCAGGGACGCCAUACCCUUAGACAAGCGAAUAGCUAUCGCCUUGUACACGUUGGGGUCGUCAGCGGAGUACCGCACUGGGGGAAAACUUUUUGGAGUGUCGUCUUCCAUGGUUGGCAAAAUUUUGCAUGAGUUCUGCUUCGAGCUGUACCGGGUGUUUGCUCCAAAAUAUUUGCCCCGUGAGUUCCUCACACAGGAGAAAGUGGAAGAGUGCGUCAGGGGAUUCGAAGCUCAUGGAUUCCGGCAAUGCUUUGGAGCAAUUGAUGGUAGUUAUAUUGAGAUUCGCCCAGCCGCCGCCGAGGACAUCGACUAUUACAAUUAUAAAAGGUGGUAUUCGACUUUCCUUUUUGCAUUGGUUGAUUACAGAUACAGAUUUCUGUAUGUCAACGUGGGCUGCUCGGGCCGCUGCCACGAUUCCCAAGUUUAUGAGUGUCCAGCGUUGAAAAGUAUUGUGGACAAUACUGAUCUAUUUCGAGCCAACUCCAAACGCAUAAACGAAACAGAUGUGCCUGUUGUUUUGCUGGGCGACUCGGCAUUUAGGUUUUCAACAACCUUGAUGAAGCCGUAUCCUUUCAGCGUCGCUGCCACUGAGGACGAAAAGGCAUUUAAUUAUGCGCUUUCCAAAGCAAGGAGGGUUGUAGAGAACGCCUUUGGACAGUUGAAAUCCCGCUUCCGCAGGAUUGGAAAGGGCCUUGACAACCGAUGCGAUAAAACAUCGAACAUUAUUUUGGCAUGUUGUGUUCUACACAACUUUUUAAACGAGAAGAACAGUGCGAUUUUGGAAACCUGGGCGAAUAUAAUCGAAGAGAGGCCACAGCCUGAAGAAUCAAAUGCUGCCAACUACUGCGACAACGAACCAGAGUGCAUUAGAAAAGCUAUUAUUUUAUUUGGAAAAUUUAAUACAACUAUUAUAUAUUUUGAUCUGCGUUCCGCUUUUCGAUCCUCUCCAGCGUCUUUUCGAUCCGCUCCAUUACUUGGAGACGCCGAUCCCCGAGCUCGAUCAAAUUCUGGGACAUGUUCACCAGCUCGUCGGUGCGCCGAUUGGUGGCUUCCACCAUGGCAGCUUCAAAUGGGGUCAUCUCCGGCUUGUUCGGACGUCGACGUUUCGAGGACGACGAGCCGCCUGGCUAAAUACACUUGAGCCAUCCAAAGACUCGUUCUCCAAGCCCUGGGAGAGAAAGGCAUCCCCUUCUAGGGAUUCAUCGGUUAUGAACGAGCUUUCGCAUUCAUAAAUGGGA